UGGUUGCAGAAACAGCAAAAGUCGGCAAUCUUCAACUUCCAAAGUCUUAUCUCAGUUAUCCUUCUUCUCAUUUGCACGUGUGCCUACAUCAGAGCCUUUGCACCGAGAAUAAUCGAUAGAAACAAGGAAGGUCUCCUCGGCGUUUUCUGGAAGUGUGCUCGAAUCGGUGAACGUCUCAGUCCGUGGGUAUCGAUCAGUUGCUUUUGCAUGGCAUUUGUUGUGCUGUUCCUUUAAAAUAAUGGCUAUCCGCAUGACUCCAUCAUCGAAACGAUUCGAUGAAAAAACAAACGAAAUGAGGCGCCGUCCGCCUGUAAAACCAAGCAGUAAUCCUAAUCAUAUUUAUAUCACAAGAAAAACCAACGUCGAAUCACAAUCAAAAUCCACCGAGGAGAUGUUGAAUAACGCAUUCGAUGAAGUUUUCAUCCAUGGAAUGGGAGCAUCUAUCAAUAAAGCUCUAGUUUUUGCGAUGGAAGUUGAGAGAAGAUUCGGUGGAAGUGUCAAGUCUGAUAUUCAAACGUCUACUGUACAAUGUACAGAUGAUAUUGUAUCACUUCUGGACCUUGAUCAAAGCGAGACACGUCAUCGUUCUGUUUCUGCCGUGCAUGUUCAUCUUUAUCGUGUUGCCUCGUAAAUCUUCAUUCCACUGAAUAUAUAUUACACAUAAUUUUGUCAAUGGGUCUUAUUUUUUUGCCUACAUGAAUUAAUUAUUUUU
Molecule: messenger RNA, 712 nt
Organism: Caenorhabditis elegans
Lineage: Eukaryota; Metazoa; Nematoda; Chromadorea; Rhabditida; Rhabditidae
Gene: Y62E10A.24
Product: Ribonuclease P protein subunit p20
Exons: 4
Coding region: 239-631 (130 amino acids)
Biological process (GO): tRNA 5'-leader removal; RNA processing; tRNA processing
Cellular component (GO): cytoplasm; ribonuclease MRP complex; nucleus
Molecular function (GO): ribonuclease P RNA binding; nucleic acid binding
Source: RefSeq, marked reviewed